Messenger RNA from Cladophialophora carrionii CBS 160.54, 759 nucleotides. RefSeq names its product YjeF family domain-containing protein. The transcript has 3 exons. NCBI's taxonomy places the organism in Eukaryota, Fungi, Ascomycota, Eurotiomycetes, Chaetothyriales, Herpotrichiellaceae. The record is from RefSeq and is a predicted model, not a curated record. Bases 1 to 759 code for a protein of 252 amino acids. Gene Ontology annotation, cellular component: mitochondrion. Gene Ontology annotation, molecular function: NAD(P)HX epimerase activity.
AUGGAGACUCUCGAUGCUCACACCCCCACUCAUCAGACACUCGGACCGCAAAAGGCGGCAGAGCUCGAUAAGGAGCUCAUGAGCGAGGAGGGCGGAUUCAGCAUCGACCAACUCAUGGAGUUGGCUGGAUUGAGCGUCUCUCAAGCCGUAUACAAGGUCCAAAAUCCCCAAGACGGCAAAAACAUCCUCAUAGCAUGUGGGCCAGGAAACAACGGAGGCGACGGCCUCGUCUGUGCCCGCCACCUGCACCACUACGGCUACACCCCCAAGAUCUACUACCCCAAACCGACCAACGCGACCAUCUUCACGGGCCUCCAGAAGCAGCUGCACCAUCUGCACAUCCCGUUCCUCUCCACGCCCGAGGACUUCGACGCCGAACUCGCCCACGCGGAUCUCAUCGUCGAUGCGCUCUUCGGAUUCAGCUUCAAACCGCCCGUGCGCGAGCCGUUCGACAAGGUCCUCUCGUCGAUCAUCUCGUCCAAGGUCCCCGUCCUGGCGGUGGACACCCCUUCGUCGUGGGACGUAGAGUCCGGCCCGCCGAGCGAGGAGUUCGUCGGCCACAAUUUCAUGCCCGAGUACCUCAUCUCGCUCACGGCGGCGAAGCCGAGCGUCAAGUUCUACAAGGGAAAGAGACAUUUCAUUGGCGGCAGGUUCUUGAGCCGUGAUGUCGCGGCCAAGUAUGGGCUUGAUGUGCCUAAUUAUCAGGGCGUCGAUCAGAUCGCCGAGGUGGAGGUGGGAGCGCCGGUGGAGAAAUUGUGA